GCGCCAGCCGAAGAAGCAAAGAAGCGCAGCCGACCACGUUGAGCCGGGUGCAAGCUUUGUGAUUUUCGAUCGUUGAUUAGAUAUUAGUUCAUUUUGCAUCGAGCGUAGACAAAGUGUGUCACACGUCGUAAUAGGAACCAAUUAGAACAAAAUGAAGCCACUUAUUGUGCUUUGUUGUGCGAUAGCACUGGCGUCCGCGCGUCCGGAGGCCGGAUACAGCUAUAGCCCGCCGUCGAGCUCCUACGGCGCGCCUAGUGGCGGCGGCGGUGGUUUCGGCGGUGGCGGUCAUGGAGGCGGCGGCGGCGGUGGACAUGGAGGCGGAGGUGGAUUCGGAGGAGGCGGUGGAUUUGGCGGCGGCGGAGGUUUCGGAGGCGGUGGAGGAUUUGGCGGAGGUGGUGGAUUUGGAGGCGGAGGCGGAUUUGGCGGCGGUGGUGGAGGUGGAUUUGGAGGCGGCGGAGGCGGUGGUUUCGGCGGAGGAUUCGGCGGUGGUACCACCGUGCAAAAACACAUCUACGUCCAUGUGCCACCACCAGAGCCCGAAGAGUUCAGACCACAGCGACCGAUUCAGGUAGCCGCCCCACAGAAACACUACAAGAUCAUCUUCAUUAAGGCUCCAUCGGCGCCAACGCCAACCGCACCAGUCAUCCCACUCCAACCGCAAAACGAAGAAAAGACACUCGUCUACGUUCUGGUCAAGAAACCGGAAGAAGCGCCCGAAAUCAACAUCCCACAACCGGUGCCCACACAACCCAGCAAACCCGAAGUCUACUUCAUUCGCUACAAGACCCAGAAGGGAGCCGGUGGUGGCGGCGGAUUCGGCGGCGGUGGCGGUGGUGGAUUUGGAGGUGGUGGCGGCGGUGGAUUCGGAGGAGGCGGCGGCGGUGGAUUUGGCGGUGGCGGCGGCGGCGGAUUCGGCGGCGGCAUUGGCGGAGGACACGGAGGCGGCGGCGGAGGUGGUGGCCACGGCGGUGGUGGCGGCGACAUUUCAUCCAGCUACGGCCCACCGGGCAAGUCUGGUCCGUACUAGACUCCAUCAGCCAGCGAUCGCGAUCAUCUAUCGGCCGGCAACCGGUUUGCACAUCGCGCAAGUCGUGCAAAUCGCGCGUUGGCCGAUCUGCCAAUGUGACUUAUCUUUACGGGUUCGACGGGCACACACCGGCGCAAUUCGUAAAUUCGUGUAAAUAUUUUCGUGUGCAAUAUGUUUUAAUAUGUUAUAAGCUCUUUUAUUGUAUUUUAUUAUUGUAUUUUUGCUACAAUACGGUGACAAUAAAUGU
Molecule: messenger RNA, 1274 nt
Organism: Dalotia coriaria
Lineage: Eukaryota; Metazoa; Arthropoda; Insecta; Coleoptera; Staphylinidae
Exons: 4
Coding region: 152-1027 (291 amino acids)
Source: RefSeq, a predicted model, not a curated record